UUCUACCUAUUUAAUCUCUGACUUCCCUCUGAGCUUCCUCCGGCCUAAACCUUUGGUGAUUCUUUAAGGAUCGAACAUUUCUUUACCAUAUAAUGGCAUUCAAGUCCUCCCUUCUUUGCUCUAUACUUCAACCCCAAAUGGAAUGGAAUUCGAAACGAGUACGAUCAUCGUUCCCCAACAUUCCUCAUGCGCAUGCGAGGAUUGCUUGCUGUCUACCUGAUGUUCCUCAGCCUGCUGUUUCACUGUACCACUAGUCACGUCCUGACCAAGAGACACUCUCACCUCCACAAACGAAUGGCCAAUUCACGUGAGAUCUACAACGAUUUUGGUGCUCUAAUCAAUGGCAUGCCCGGAUUAAUGGCAGCCGGACCCGGAGGGGUUCAAGGGCCACAGGAAGGUGGUGGAGGCGAAGAAAAGACAAAAUGUGUGAAUCAGAAUCAGAAGUGUAACGUGAAUGAAAUCAUCCAGCCGGGCGAUCCCAAGACCAAGUCCUCGGCUAUAGCCAUGAAGGCCGCGGCAGAUGCCAAGGCGGCCAGUGAGGCACAGUCGGCAGCUGGACAGGCGGCUGCCCAGCACAUCAAGCUGGAGCUGGCCGAGAAGGCCUUCCAGUCGGCCAAGGCCGCCGAAGCAGCGCUGAUGGGCAAGCAGAUGAUGGUCGAUCAGCUGGAGCAGGAGGUCCAGGAAGCCAAUGCCGUCGUCGAGGAGGAGACCAACGGCCUCCAUGCCACGGAGAACAAUAUGAACGCAGCUGUGGAGGCGGCUCGGGCGGCCACCAUGCAGUUCGAGACCAUCAGUGAGCUACAGAAGACCUCACGGGAUAAUCUGGCCAACAUCCAGUCGGUGGCAGUGGGCGCCCAAAACGAAAUGGCGGUGAAGACCCAGCUCCUGGAGGCCGCCCGCAACCGGAUGAACAUCCUCCAUAAGCAGCUGCUGGCUGCCCAGGAGGAUUACGAGAAGACCAAGGCGGCGGCCUACAAGGCAGCCUGUGCCGCCGUGGAGGCCAAGCAGAAGGCGUCCUCCAGCGCCUUUGUUGCCGCCGGGUCUCCCUUCGACAAGGGAAUCCAACGGCUGAGCAGGAGGAUCAGAUCCUUGAAAACCCCAGCCGUUUCCCCUGUUCAUCGGUUUCAAAACAAGCUUAUAUUUUGUAAAUGUUGAUUUUUUAAGACGAUGUUGAUUUGAUGAUACCGAUUUUCGUUUAUGGAUAUAUUUGAACCUUGUAAUACAGUUGUUUACUUUAUUUAA
Drosophila bipectinata is the source of this 1242-nucleotide messenger RNA. NCBI's taxonomy places the organism in Eukaryota, Metazoa, Arthropoda, Insecta, Diptera, Drosophilidae. The record is from RefSeq and is a predicted model, not a curated record.